Messenger RNA from Thermothielavioides terrestris NRRL 8126, 1449 nucleotides. RefSeq lists its product as uncharacterized. The transcript has 2 exons. The coding region runs from base 164 to 1273 and encodes 369 amino acids. NCBI's taxonomy places the organism in Eukaryota, Fungi, Ascomycota, Sordariomycetes, Sordariales, Chaetomiaceae. The record is from RefSeq and is a predicted model, not a curated record. Gene Ontology annotation, molecular function: oxidoreductase activity, acting on NAD(P)H.
GAGCGCCAUCAGCCGUCAGCUGCGAAAGGUCCGUAACCGCAUUUUCUCCAGCUCAGCGCCCAUCUUCGUCGCGUACCCUUCUCGCUCGCUCCAGGUCGCCUUUCCGCGCUCCCCAUCGCUCAGCUGCCACCGGCACUCACCGACCCGCCGAUCAUCAACCAUCAUGGCUCCUCCCGCCAAUCGCGCCGUCUGGCAGGACGCCCCGGCCGCCCCCGGCGUCAUCCGCGACAGCACCAUCCCCGGCAGCGACGAGCUUGGCGACCACAAGGUGCUGGUCAAGGUGCACGCCUGGGCCAUCAAUCCCUGUGACUACAUGCUCCAAGACAGGGACAUGGGUCUCGCGUAUCCCAUGAUCCUGGGCUGCGACGUCGCUGGUACCGUCGAGGCUGUCGUUCCAGGCUCUCCCGCCGCCUCCAAGUUCAGCGUUGGUGACCGUGUCUUUGGCUUUUGCGCCAACAACGGCUUCCAGGAAUACGUAGUCCUGGAGGACAAGUUGAUGGCCAAAGUCCCGGACAACAUGGCCUACCGCGAGCCCGUCGUUCUCGGCCUCUGCAUCGCUACCAGCGCCAUGUUCCUGUUCGGAGAGGACUACCUCCAGCUUGAAUAUCCCAGGCCGGGCGCCCCCAAGAACGGAAAGUCCGUUCUGAUCUGGGGCGGCAGCUCGGCUGUCGGCAGCAAUGCCAUCCAGCUCGUUACGGCUGCAGGCUAUGACGCCAUCGCGACUUGCUCCAAGAAGAACUUCGACUACGUCAAGAGCCUCGGCGCCGCCCAAGUCUUCGACUACAAAGACGCGGAUGUGACCGAGAAACUCGUCGCCGAGCUCGACAAAGGCGAAUGCGCCGGUAUUUUCAUGGCGGCCGGACUGAAAGAUGGCAAUGCCGCAGCUAUCAAGGUUGCCGCUGCGUCCAAGCAGACGCUCAAAUUUGCGUCGUCCAACUUUAUAGAGAACCUGGAGGAAAUCCCCAAGGGAGUGGAAGUGAAGCAGCUCUCGCCCGGGAGCUUCAAGCCAUUCCCCAUCUGCUGGUUUGAGACGACACCGGCCACUUUCGAGGGUUAUCUCCCCCAGGCUCUGGCCAGCGGAGCCUACAAGAUCGCCCCCCCACCCCUGGUGAUCAACAACAAGGGUCUGGAAGGGAUCCAGGAGGCCAUCGACCUCCAGCGAAUGAUUGGUGAGAAGGGUCAGGAAGGGGUCAAGGCGGCUUUCAUUCGCGCGAAAGGAGAGGUCAAUGAAGACGAGGUUACCCCGGUCAAGCUGAUUGUCGAGCGGGCUUAGGGCGGACGUGGGCGUGUACGCUAAGGCCGAGCGUGCCAAUAAGCCAAUCGAGCACUUUCUUGUUCAUUACAUGGAUAGUUAUAUGCCAAAUGUGGGUGUAGCGCUAAGUCCAUCUCGCUCAGCAUGACAGAUGGGGUCGUCAGCCCUUACCGGAGUUGGACACAAACCCAUAAUCG